AUGUCUGAAGCCGUUGAGAACAAGCCCGUCGAGACCGUCGCUCCCGUCGCCGAGGAGCCAAAGGUAGAGGCCGCUGCCCCCGUCGCAGAAGAGCCCAAAGUUGAGGAAACCGCAAAGGUCGCUGACCCAGCUCCUGCUGCCCCAGUCACUGAGGAGACGACGGCCCCCGCUGCUGCAGAGGCUGAGAAGACCGACAAGCCCGCUGAGGAACCCGCCGCAAAGGAGGCUAAGCCAAAGACUGGUCUCUUUGCAAAGAUCUUUGGCGGCUCUCCAAAGCAAAAGGUAGAAAAGGCCGAGAAGAAGGUCAAGACGCCAAAGUCUCCAAAGUCGCCAAAGAAGACCAAGGAGAACAAGGAAAAGGAGGCAAAGACCGAGGAGGCGCCAAAGGAGGCCACCACUGAGGAGGCGCCCAAGGAGGUCACUGAGGCUCCCUCCGCCGCUCCGGCAGCAGUUGAAGAGACUCCCGCUCCCGCUGCCACUGAAGCCGCAAAGGAGACUGAGGCCCCUAGCGCAGCUCCUGCCGCCGCAGAGGCUUCUACAUCCGAGACCCCUGCUACGACCGAAGACUCAAAGAAGAAGGCAUCUGAAAAGGUUGGCCGCCGUCUGUCGACCAGGAUCACUGGUCUCUUUGGCGGCAAGAAGGACGUCAAGAAGACCGAUGCCCCCCCUGUUGCCGAGGAGGCCCCAAAGCUUGAUUCGCACACCCCUGUUGCUCCUCUCGCCGUUGAGUCUACUGCCGAGGAGACCAAGCCAAACGCGAUCCCUGCGACCGCAUAA
Molecule: messenger RNA, 777 nt
Organism: Serendipita indica DSM 11827
Lineage: Eukaryota; Fungi; Basidiomycota; Agaricomycetes; Sebacinales; Serendipitaceae
Source: the annotation of a GenBank genome assembly